AUGUUGCACUACUGGGACCUGACAGCAAAAAAUAGCAGCUGGGGACGCAAAAGAACACAGGAAAAUGCCUCGAGGGUGUCUGCUCACACACUCCUCUUCUCCCUGGAUUACCAUCAUGUGCAAAUUCCUUUUGAGAUCACACUCUGGAUUAUGUUAGCCUCUCUGACAAAGAUAGGAUUUCACCUCUAUAAUAAGUUACCCACAGUUGUACCUGAAAGCUGCCUCUUGAUAUUUGUAGGUCUCAUCAUGGGGGGACUAAUUUACAGUUUAAAUGACAAAUCCCCACCAGUCAUGAACAGUGAUAUAUUUUUCUUGUAUUUAUUUCCACCAACAGUCCUUGAUGCAGGAUAUUUUAUGCCUAGUUGGCCAUUUUUUGAAAACAUAGGGACCAUUCUGUCAUAUGCUGUAGUUGGAACCAUGUGGAAUGCAUUUGGGAUAGGCCUUUCCCUCUGUGGCAUAUGUCAGGUGAAGUACUUCAAACUUCAAGAUGUGUCAUUGCUCCAUAACUUUUGGUUUGGUAGUUUGAUUGCUGCAGUAGAUCCUGUGGCUGUACUCUCCGUAUUGGAAGAAAUUCAUGUGAAUGAAAAGCUUCAUAUUUUGGUGUUUGGAGAAUCCCUCCUUAACGAUGCUGUUACUGUUGUGAUCUAUAAGUUGUUCAAAUCUUUCUCUGAAAUGCCAUCUAUCAAACCAUUGGAUAUUUUGGCUGGGAUAGGAAAAUAUUUUUUGGUUGGAAUAGGAGGCAUUUUCAUUGGGAUCCUGUUUGGCAUGGUUGCUGCCUUUACCACACGCUUUACCAAAACCAGCCAGGUCCUCGAACCUCUCUUUAUCUUCUUAUAUAGCUAUCUCUCCUACCUGAGAGCUGAAAUGUUCCAUCUCUCAGGGAUUGUGGCAUAAAUAAAAGUUAGACUGGUAAAACGCUUUGGGGACUGCAUUUUCCUUCUGUUGAUUACUCAAGUAUUCUACUUAUUGGAAAAUUUAGGAGUUCUUGUGCUGACUUUCUUCGUGAACAAAUGUCAUGUGAAUACAGUCACCAGAAAGGACCAAUUUAUUAUAGCCUAUGGAGGACUGAGGGGGGCAAUCUGUUUCUCCCUUGUUUUUCUGCUCCCAGAGUUUUCCAGAAAGAAGCUCUUCAUUGCAGCAACCACAGUUGUUAUCCUCUUUACCGUUAUUGUUCAGAGGAUGGCCAUUCAUCCUCUUGUUGACUUAUUAGAUGUGACUAGAAGAGAGACCUCUCCAACUGUGAGCGAACAAAUUUUCAUUCGGUUAUUUGAUAAUUUGCUGGCUGGCAUAGAAGACAUAUCAGGACACUGGGGACAAUAUUACUGGAAAGACAAACUGGAGUAUUUCAACAGCAAGUAUCUGCAGAAGAUUUUGCUCAGAGAAUAUGACCAGCUCAAAUCAAGCAUUGUGCUUCUUUAUGAAAAGCUUGAAAGAAAACAUGCCAUUGAACUAGCAGAAGCCGGCCAGUUAAUAUACACACCAUCUAGUGCAUCUUUUCUCCACAGUCAUGGAACAGCCAAGUCAGCCCCAUCCCCAAUGCCUCUGGAUCAAGAUCUUAUGGAUAAUAUUCAAGAAAUACUGACCACAAGCCUUUAUAAAAUCAAAGGAGUGUGCAGUGCAUUACAUGAUGUCCAAGAGUCCUAA
Kogia breviceps (pygmy sperm whale) is the source of this 1644-nucleotide messenger RNA. Lineage: Eukaryota; Metazoa; Chordata; Mammalia; Artiodactyla; Physeteridae. The record is from RefSeq and is a predicted model, not a curated record.